AUGAGUUUAACAAAAUGGAUAGUCUUCCUAUCCAUAGCAUGGUCUGCACUGACUGUUCCAGUGACGACUAGUACCACUCCCUCUCUAUCUAGCCAGCGUUCGGUUGGCUUCUGCGUCGCUGACAGGAAGGUGUUCCCCAGCCUUCUUCCAUCUGGCCAGAUAACUACCGAGUCCUUCAGUUUCACUGACUAUGGUGUAUGGUAUCUAGCUGGCUACUCUAGUGAUGAUGGUAUCCGCAUGCUUUGGAGACUCGAAUGCAACCAAUGGUUACCUGUUGCUGAGAAGGCUCUCUCUAAUAUCGAGGCUUCAGGCAACGAUAUGUUCGUGUUCGGCAUCAGCGAGGGUGACGUUGUCGUUUUCGAUCCGGAGAGUUACAAUGCUUAUCGUACAAUAGCUCUGGCGGAUCCUUCUAAGGAAUACACGGGAGUCACCUUUGAUCAAGACUCGAAUAUUCUAUAUGUAACUGAGAAGGCUACUGGGCGGAUUGCUCGGUUCAUAGGUCAGGGGGGAGUGUGGACUCCAAUUGACCCCUUGAAUGGUUCGGAUGUUCUCAUCGAGCCCACUAUUUUGCGUUUCACACUCGGUAAACUUUACGUUAGAGUGAAUGGCGGCGUUGCCUAUGCUACAAUGGACGGGUCUGUGAAUCCUCAGUGGUCUUUUGUUCCACUGGAUAUUCAAGGUGACCAGAGCUUUACUGCUGCUCCAGACGGUUUCCUCUACUACCGUAAGUCUAUCGACUCGGUCUAUCGUCUCCCAUUGGAUAAUCUGAUCGGCGCGGGUGAACUUUACGCUGGUGGAUGCGGCUGUGGUCUGGCGCCAAAUCAAGUGUGUAGCUCGGGCAACGGCAAUCUUGUGAACUUCAAUCCCACUGGAGGCAUUGUCAUGCAAGACUACUCCGAGGGACCUGACUUCCGCUUUCUUAACUGGUGUGGAGAUUUCUGCACUUCUACUACGACUAGUGGUCCCUCGACCAGUAUCAUUCCAACCCGUGGUCCUCGAACAAGUACAACUUCAACAACCCGUGGGCCUGUGUUCACUACCACAACUCCUGGUCCUCUGACCACUAGCACUACGAGUGGUGGCCAUACGACUAGUACUACUACUUCCUCACCAACUGGGCGGUGUUCGGGCGAUUUCUGCGUCGCUGACAGGAAGGUGUUCCCCAGUCUUCUUCCAUCUGGCCAAAUAACUACAGAGUCCUUCAGUUUCACUGACUAUGGUGUAUGGUAUCUAGCUGGCUACUCUAGUGAUGAUGGUAUCCGUAUGCUUUGGAGACUCGAAUGCAACCAAUGGUUACCUGUUGCUGAGAAGGCUCUCUCUAAUAUCGAGGCUUCAGGCAACGAUAUGUUCGUGUUCGGCAUCAGCGAGGGUGACGUUGUUGUUUUCGAUCCGGAGAGUUACAAUGCUUAUCGUACAAUAGCUCUGGCGGAUCCUUCUAAGGAAUACACGGGAGUCACCUUUGAUCAAGACUCGAAUAUUCUAUAUGUAACUGAGAAGGCUACUGGGCGGAUUGCUCGGUUCAUAGGUCAGGGGGGAGUGUGGACUCCAAUUGACCCCUUGAAUGGUUCGGAUGUUCUCAUCGAGCCCACUAUUUUGCGCUUCACACUCGGUAAACUUUACGUUAGAGUGAAUGGCGGCGUUGCCUAUGCUACAAUGGACGGGUCUGUGAAUCCUCAGUGGUCUUUCGUUCCACUGGAUAUUCAAGGUGACCAGAGCUUUACUGCUGCUCCAGACGGUUUCCUCUACUACCGUAAGUCUAUCGACUCGGUCUAUCGUCUUCCAUUGGAUAAUCUGAUCGGCGCGGGUGAACUUUACGCUGGUGGAUGCGGCUGUGGUCUAGCGCCAAAUCAAGUGUGUACCUCGGGCAACGGCAAUCUCGUGAACUUCAAUCCCACUGGUGGCGUUGUCAUGCAAGACUACUCUGAAGAAUCUGACUUCCGCUUCCUUAACUGGUGUGGAGACUCCUGCACUUCUACUACAACCAGUGGAGCUCUAACUAGCACUACUACUGCUCCAACUAGUGGUCCCACGACUAGCGCUGUUAUUACUACAACGGCAAGCACUACAGUGCCUACUAGUGGUGUUGAAACUUCCAAGACUUUUUCUCCUCACCUGUCAUGUGAUGGGUUUUGUGCAUCUCAGGUUCCGGGAUCUUAUUGUAAGUACUGGGCUAACCCCAGUGUCUGUUGGGGUUCCAACACUCCAUGCAGCUGCUCCGAUUGA
Molecule: messenger RNA, 2223 nt
Organism: Perkinsus marinus ATCC 50983
Lineage: Eukaryota; Perkinsozoa; Perkinsida; Perkinsidae
Exons: 1
Coding region: 1-2223 (740 amino acids)
Source: RefSeq, a predicted model, not a curated record